Molecule: messenger RNA, 990 nt
Organism: Thrips palmi
Lineage: Eukaryota; Metazoa; Arthropoda; Insecta; Thysanoptera; Thripidae
Exons: 2
Coding region: 1-990 (329 amino acids)
Source: RefSeq, a predicted model, not a curated record
AUGGACAUCUUGACCACGGCCCUGGCGCUCGUCCCCGCCCUGCCGUUCGUCCCCUUCCCCUGGGAGAGGGCGCGCUCGUACGCCGUGGUGCCCGCGCCCCUGGGACUGCGGCGGGGGCCCCUGGCGGCGUGGGCGGGCGAGAUGAGCCCCGCGGCUUGUUGGAGCACGCACGCCGCCAUCCUCGCUGUGGCCACGGGGAUGUGCCUGCUGAGACGCCGAGGCCCGCUCUCCUGCGACGCCACCAAGGCCCUCAGCAAGCCCCUCCCGAGCGGGCUGCGCUUGCUGCAGCGGCCCGUCCUGGGGUGCUGGCUGCUGGUGGGGGUCGUCCUCCUAGCCUCGUACCAGGGCCGCCUCCUCAGCAGCGCCAACGACCGCGACUCCGUCGGAGACAUCAAGUGCGUCGGGCAGCUCGCCGACAGCAACCUGACCAUCCUCCUGCCGAACCCAGUGAGCAACGUGCUCUUCCUGCUGCGGGAGUGGCGGCUGGCCGGAAGAGUGCGGUACACGGAGCCCGAGGGCCUCUCGCUGGCCGACGUCCUGAGGCACAUCGGCGCGGUGCGGGACGCCGCCACGCUCGUGACGCAAGCGUCCGUAGAGAAUCUGCCACCGCUUCAAAUGCAAAGGGCCCGCGUGCGCCUGUUCCUGCUGCCGCAGAGCAUGGACGCCACCGACCACGUCGUCAUGCGGGGGUGGCCGUUCGAGGCGUCGUUCCGGAGAUUCCUCGGGCGAUGGCGCGCCGCUGGGUUGUACUCCAAGUUCAGCUUCAGGGAGACCAGUGGACUGGCCCACCAAGCCGCAAGGCCGCAAGUGCCACGAACCUCUUUCGAGCCCCUCAGGCUAAAGCAAGUUCAGCCAGUGGUCCGCGUCCUCCUGACGGGCUGCCUCAGCUCUUGUCUGGUCCUGGUUGUCGAAUUAUUCGUCUCUUUCACUGUCUCCGCUACACAGGACUCGAUGGGGCGUUCAAAUCACAUCUCGAACGGAAGAAAUUAA